CUUUCUCCAAACUAUAGAUUGCAUUCCCUUCCGCUCUUGACACUCUCGCCAGGCUUCAUCAUAAUGAACAUCAGCCCACAGGCGCUCCUCACGACGAUCACAGAUGCCGUCAGCCAGCUGACUGGCCUUUGUCUGCCCAACCCCACACUCUACAUCAACAGGAGGUCAUUCAAAGUCAUCAAGCUGCUUGGGGAAGGUGGUUUCAGCUUUGUAUAUCUCGUGCAGGAUGUGGCAACAGGGCGACACUAUGCGCUGAAAAAGAUUCGCUGUCCUUUCGGAAGUGAGGGUGUGCAGGAUGCAAUGAAGGAGGCCGAAAUGUAUAGGACGUUCCAUCAUGAAAACUUGAUCAAGGUCGUGGAUACAUGCGUCGUAUCGGAUAAGGAUGGAAGCAAGAUCGUCUAUAUAUUCCUGCCUUACUACAAGCGUGGAAAUCUUUUGGAUGCCAUCUCUGCCAACCUGCUCCACCACACUCACUUUUCAGAGCCGGACAUGCUGCGAUUUUUUAAAGGGGUCUGUUAUGGCGUCAGGGCGUUGCACUGUCAUCGACUGCCCAAUGUGCCUAUCAGCUCGCGAGAGGAAGAUGAUGCCUCUACCAGUGGUAUCGAGGCCUGGGAUUCACGCGACAGUCGGACGGGUAUGAGGCGGCAGGGCUCGUCCGUGUCUUUUACAGGAUCAGAGCACGGCACCGGAAUGACGGAUAUGGGUCGCCAUGUCGAGAACAAUAACAACAACAACAACGACAACGGCCAUGGCGGAGCCAACGGACUAGGGCCAGCAGAGGACAAUGAUGAUGUAGUUGUGCCAUUUUCACAUCGUGAUAUCAAGCCUGCCAAUGUCAUGAUUGCUGAUGACGGACAGACACCGGUGUUGAUGGAUUUCGGAUCAAUGGCGAGGGCCCGGGUCAAGAUCCAAACACGACAACAGGCGUUGCAGGAGCAGGAUUUGGCAGCAGAGCAAUGUUCGAUGCCUUAUAGGGCGCCGGAGCUGUUUGAUGUGAAGACCGGAGCAACUCUUGAUGAGAAGGUCGACAUCUGGUCACUCGGAUGUACUUUGUAUGCAAUGGCAUAUGGUACCUCACCUUUCGAGACGAAUCAAAUCAACCAGGGAGGGUCAAUAGCGCUUGCAGUUUUGAACGGAAAUAUCCGCUUUCCGACGGUGGAUCAGGCGGAUCGGUACUCUUCAGAGUUCAGGGCGUUGGUCAAGGCCAUGUUGGUAGUCGAGCCUGCCAUGCGCUUGGAUAUUCACCAGGUCAUUGAGCAGGUCGAUCAGCUUCUCGCGCGGCCGUUGUAAUUUAACCAAGAAAAUAAAAAGGUCGACAUGUUUAUUUUU
This is a messenger RNA of Gamsiella multidivaricata, 1329 nucleotides long. Its product is annotated as kinase-like domain-containing protein. Bases 64 to 1290 code for a protein of 408 amino acids. The transcript is spliced from 4 exons. NCBI's taxonomy places the organism in Eukaryota, Fungi, Mortierellomycota, Mortierellomycetes, Mortierellales, Mortierellaceae. Gene Ontology annotation, molecular function: ATP binding; protein serine/threonine kinase activity. Gene Ontology annotation, biological process: vacuolar protein processing; regulation of vacuole fusion, non-autophagic; protein phosphorylation. Gene Ontology annotation, cellular component: Golgi apparatus; cytoplasm. The record is from RefSeq and is a predicted model, not a curated record.